Messenger RNA from Lontra canadensis (Northern American river otter), 1784 nucleotides. It is a transcript of the gene RARS2, whose product is annotated as arginyl-tRNA synthetase 2, mitochondrial. NCBI's taxonomy places the organism in Eukaryota, Metazoa, Chordata, Mammalia, Carnivora, Mustelidae. Gene Ontology annotation, molecular function: ATP binding; arginine-tRNA ligase activity. The transcript has 20 exons. Gene Ontology annotation, cellular component: cytoplasm; mitochondrion. Gene Ontology annotation, biological process: arginyl-tRNA aminoacylation; mitochondrial translation. The coding region runs from base 48 to 1784 and encodes 578 amino acids. The record is from RefSeq and is a predicted model, not a curated record.
GGCGAGAAUUGGGCCAGGAGGUUGGUGCGAGUUUCGUGGAGGCGGACAUGGCUUGUGGCUUCCGCAGGUCCAUCGCCUGUCAGCUUUCCAGAGUGUUGGAUCUUCCACCAGAAAACUUGAUCAAGUCAAUAUCUGCAGUUCCAAUUUCCAGAAAAGAAGAAGUAGCUGAUUUUCAGCUCUCUGUGGAUUCUCUAUUGGAAAACAACAAUGACCAUUCAAGACCAGAUAUUCAAGUUCAAGCCACAAGACUGGCAGAAAAGCUAAAAUGUGAUACAGUGGUGAGCGAAAUCAGCACUGGUCAAGGGACUGUAAAUUUCAAAAUUAACAGAGAACUGUUAACAAAGACAGUACUACAACAAGUAAUCAAUGAUGGCUCAAAAUAUGGAUUCAAAAGCGAGCUUUUCUCUGGUCUUCCCCAGAAGAAGAUCGUGGUUGAAUUCAGUUCACCCAACGUUGCCAAAAAAUUUCAUGUUGGACAUUUGCGUUCUACCAUCAUAGGAAAUUUUAUAGCAAAUCUCGAAGAAGCAUUAGGACAUCAAGUAACCAGAAUAAAUUACCUUGGAGAUUGGGGCAUGCAGUUUGGUCUUCUGGGAACUGGCUUCCAGCUGUUUGGCUAUGAAGAAAAACUUCAGUCCAAUCCUUUACAGCAUCUCUUUGAAGUUUAUGUACAAGUUAAUAAAGAGGCAGCAGAUGAUAAAAAUAUAGCAAAAUCUGCACAUGAGUUCUUCCAGCGAUUAGAACUGGGUGACACGCAAGCACUUGCACUGUGGCAGAAAUUUCGGGACCUCAGCGUAGAAGAAUAUAUGCGGAUUUACAAGCGUCUAGGAGUACACUUUGAUGAAUACUCUGGAGAAUCGUUUUAUCGUGAAAAAUCUCAAGAAGUUUUGAAGUUGCUGGACAGUAAAGGACUCCUACAGAAAACAGUACGAGGAACAGCUAUAGUGGAUCUUUCUGGGAAUGGUGACCCUUCCUCAAUCUGUACCGUAAUGCGGAGCGAUGGGACUUCUCUCUACGCAACCAGAGAUCUUGCUGCUGCUAUAGAUCGAAUGGACAAGUACAAUUUUGAUGCAAUGAUUUAUGUGACAGAUAAAGGGCAAAAAAAGCAUUUUCAGCAAGUGUUCCAGAUGCUGCAGAUCAUGGGAUAUGACUGGGCAGAAAGGUGCCAGCACGUGCCCUUUGGAGUGGUGCAGGGAAUGAAGACUCGAAGAGGAAAUGUUACUUUUCUGGAAGAUGUUCUAAAUGAGAUUCGAUCGAGGAUGCUACAGAACAUGGCUUCUAUUAAGACCACCAGAGAACUGGAGAACCCACAGGAGACUGCAGAGAGGGUUGGACUUGCCGCACUCAUUAUUCAGGACUUCAGAGGUUUACUCUUAUCUGACUAUCAGUUCAGCUGGGAUCGUGUUUUCCAGAGUCGUGGGGACACAGGCGUCUUCUUGCAGUACACGCAUGCCCGCCUCCACAGUUUGGAAGAGACUUUUGGAUGUGGUUAUCUAAAUGAUUUCAACACUGCUUGUUUACAAGAGCCACAGUCUGUUUCCAUUCUCCAGCAUCUUCUCAGGUUUGACGAGGUGCUUUAUAGAUCAUCUCAGGACCUUCAACCCAGGCACAUUGUCAGUUAUCUUCUAACUCUAAGUCAUCUUGCAGCUAUGGCACACAAGACACUGCUUAUAAAAGACAGUCCUCCCGAAGUGGCUGGGGCCAGACUUCAUCUUUUCAGAGCUGUGCGUUCUGUCCUAGCCAAUGGAAUGAAACUUCUUGGAAUAAUACCUGUAUGUAGGAUGUAA